Globicephala melas (long-finned pilot whale) is the source of this 7706-nucleotide messenger RNA. RefSeq names its product gap junction protein gamma 2 (gene GJC2). Gene Ontology annotation, biological process: cell-cell signaling. The record is from RefSeq and is a predicted model, not a curated record. Gene Ontology annotation, molecular function: gap junction channel activity. Gene Ontology annotation, cellular component: connexin complex. Lineage: Eukaryota; Metazoa; Chordata; Mammalia; Artiodactyla; Delphinidae.
UUAGCCUUUAUGUGGCCACGGGCACCUCCUAAACCCUUGUGGCCACCUGCUAGGUCUUGCGUCCUCAGAUCUGGGUCCUGGAGGUUAGCAGAGCAGAACAGACUCCUGUUCUCCAGGAGCAGCACCCAUUGCGCCACAGAUGUGAGUUGUCUGGAUGUGGAUUGCGUGCAGGGUGGCUGGACAUGAGUGGGGAGCGGGACUGGGCUGGGGUCCCGACAAGGGGCAGCACGGCUGACGGGCGGCAGCUGGUCCUGUGGUAUGCCCGGCUGUUGGAGGAGCAGGUGGACACAACAGGUGUUCAGGGCAGGAAGGGGGUAUGCAGGGCAGAGAGAGUAGCACUGCCACACACUGAGGGGGCAGAGCCUGCAGUGGCUUUAACGCGGUGUUUUGGGCUGCAUCAGGGUGGAGGGUUGAAGGAGGGGUUGAAAAUGUGGGCACCCCAUGGAGUCCGAGGGGCACAGUGUCCUGCCCUUGGCCAGCAAUGCCUGGGGAGGUCCUUGAGGGGGCACCGAGCUUGGGCAGGGGUCCUGGUUCAGCCUCACACCCUUGCUCCUCCUGACACCUCCCGCUGCCAAAGCCCAGGGUUCUACGGCCCAGGCCACCCUGUAGCAGCAGUUCCUGGCCUGGCUGCAGGAGCGGUACAGGCUGCGCCACCAUGACUCACUCCCUAGGCCUGUCCCCACCGCACCCUCCACUCCUGCAGGAGGCCCCUCACUUCCCAGGUUCCAGGCUGGAGCAGAGAAGAGAGGGGGCCCCCUCGUUCCUCCACAGACCCAGAGUGCCAUGUCCUAAGGUCACCAUGGGACGUGGUUACCAGCCCAGCCACCUGCACCUCCAGAGGCCCUGGGAGGGAGGAGGGCCCUCCCACCUCAGGUUUACACCAACCCUCCCCAGAGCUUCCAGGCAGGGCUCCAUUGCCUCAGACGUUGAAUCAUCCCACUGGCAUUUGCUGAGCGUUUGUGUGAUUGGGGGCACUGAGCAUGCAGUAGGGACACCUCACUCUUCUGGCUGUGGAGGGAGCUUCCCACAGGAAGGCCAUUGGAGCAGUACAAGGCAGAAGGCAGUGCGUGUGUGUGCCUGAGCGUGAGGAUGAAGUGUGUGGGCGUGCAAAUGCGUGUAUAAGUGUGGGUAUGCAGUUGUUAGAGGGAGGGAGUCCAGACAUGGUCAGCUCUGAGGUGGGCAGGAGCAGGUCAGGAAGUUCCUGAGGACCUCUGAGGAUAUGGGUUUUGUGCUGAGAGCCCCAGGCUCCCUGGGACCCAACCCAGUGGGGCCUGUGUCCCCACCUUGGGGUGCCUGCAGGAGGGGAGAUGGGGGUAGGGGACUGGGAAGGGAACCUGGUCACUAGCUGGUGUCUACACUGUGGGAGGCUGUGGUGUGCACUGGAGUUGCUGGGGGUGGAUGGAUGUGGCAGAGGGUCCCCAGGCCUGGGGUCUGGGUUUUGGGCACCUGGGUUGGGGGCGGGUGCACACCUCUCAGUGGCCAGGGGGUUCAGGCAGGACACAACUGGGGCAUCUGGGACAGGGGCACAGGGAGGGAGGGACAUGGAAGACAACCCACAGAACCACUACCAAACUGACAAGGGGGAGACCUCGUGGGCAUCCUAAGGCCAGGCUGUGAGGGAGGCCACCAUUGGGAGGCCUGGGGACUAGUGGAGGUGGAGAGAAAUCAGAUUUCUUCAGGCAUACAGCACUGGGGACUGAGCAAGGCAAGUGCUGCAGCCCCACUCUCUGAGUAAGAACUCUCCCCCACAGGGCACUUCAGUGGGUGGGUAGGCAAGCAGCAGGAGGGAGACCUUAGCCUGGGAGGUGGGUGGAGUGCAGGAGCAGCCCCUGGUCCCUGAUGUAAGGCCUCAAGUCUCCCAGGGCUGAGUCCGCCUUGGGCUACUUGUAGGUACUCAUGUAGAGGAGGGACCACCCAGUGCCAGGUACGUGCAGGAAUCUGAGUCCUCAAGAAGGGAAAGAGGUUAUCUGAGAUGCCCAGAUUCCCAGGGAAGGGUUCCACCAGUCCUCUUAGUGAGCUGAGCACUCCACUCUGGGGGGGUGGGGGUGGGGCAGCCAGGCAGCCCCACCUCAGCCAGAGGAAGUCCACCCACCAUGAGAGGGGGCACAUGGGAGGAAGCUGGGCCAGGGAUGGAAAGGAAAUGGCUGGGCAGGCCCUGACCUCACUACUACAGGAGGAGGCACUGGGCAUCUCUGGUUCUCAGCCUCUGACCACUCCCCCCACCACCAGCCCAGGACCUUUGUUCAGACCCAGGGGUGAAAGGGGCUUGAAGCGGGGAGAGCCCAGCUGCCCACCCCUGCAGGAGCCACUCCAUUGGUGCCAGAACCAGGUGUGCAGGGCCCAGCUCACCCCAGCACAAGUCAUCCUGAUGCCCACUGGAGCCCAUGGUGCCUGCCUAUCACUCUCCUCCCAAUAGGGUGCCUCCUUGGGCAACUUGGUGAAGAUGACCCCAGCCCCCUUCAUGGGGAUCCCCCAUGUGUGCCCUGCACCCUGCCCAGUCACCCCUCCCUCCCCCGACCCCACACCCUUUACUGAACACUCCCGGGCCUGCCCCCUCCCAGACCUUGACACCCAGGUGCACCUGGGCCCCUUCUCCCCAAACCUCGUCCUGGAUCCCACUUGAGUGGCCCCCAUCCGCACUUGCUCUAAUAUGUAGCUUUGGAUGAGAUUCCCUCUGAACAAAGGUCCCAGCAAAUGCCAGGGCCUUGUUCCCUGAGGGGCCAGCACCCCCUCACACACCCUCCUCUCCUGCUGGCCCAGCCCAGAGCCAAGCUCCCACUGGCUGCCUGCCAUCAGCACUGGGCAGCCAUGGGCCUGGCCUUUGCCUCCCACUGCCCCAUCUCUGUGUUGGGGUCCUUCUUGCACCCCACAGCCCCAGGACAGGUCACAAGCAAAACUCCCAGCUCUGUGCUUGAAGCCUCCAGACAUAGAGAAAUACGUUCCAGAUGGGACAAGACAGGGAGAGGGAACUUGAAGUGAUGGAGUAGGAAACCAUUUUAAAUAAGGUUUUUAAUUUUACAACACGUGUGAUUUACAGAGAAGCUAUAAAGAGACCAGGGAGAGUUCUCAUUUGCCCCCAAACUCAGUUCGCAGUGAUGUGCUUGUCACAACUGGUACACCAAUAUUGAUACAUUGCCAUUAGCCAAAGAUUCCUCACUUUUCCAUGUGUCCUUUUGCUGUCCCAAGGUCCCCAGGGGGAGGGGUGACUGUCCUCGUGUCUCCUUGGUCCCUCUUGGGGGUGACUCCCUCAGACUUCACUAGUUACUGAUGCCCUUGGCAUUUUGAAGGUCAGGUAGUUUGUAAAAGCCCCUGCUGGAACUUGUGUCAAUGUAUCUCAUGAUCGCCUGGGGUGAGGGUUUGGGAAGAAGCCUCUGGGGCAGCAAGGUCUGUGCUCUCAACUUGGCUCCUCCCUGCAGGUGGGGACCUCGGCCACCUGCCUGAAGUGAUGUCUGUCAGGUUGUACUCCUCCCUCCCUCCUUGCUGUGCUCUCUGGAAGAGCACCCUGCUUGAGGUCACAGUGACUACAUGAAUUAUUCAGAAUUCCCUUCUCCCCCAUUUAGUUAGUUAUUGUAUCAUUUGUAUCAGUGGGGUCUCAUACAUUUUCUACCUUGGGCAACAAUCUAUAAACCAAUCUAUAAUAGCAGGGUGGUGGGCUGGCCUCAGAGGCAAUCGGGUGGAGAGACAGGACCGGGGACAAGGCUCAGCGUGGAGUGGGGUGGAGCGGGAGUGUGGGCGGGGCGUGGACGCUCCUGGGACUGCGGCGUAGCAGAAGCCCCAGCAGGGGUGGUUUCCGCCUGUGUGGGAGCAGAAUGCGGGUGCUGGUGCGUUGGGACCAGGUGCGCUUGGCAUUUUACUGCAAAGUCGGGGGGAGUCUCAGGAGCACAGGUCGAUGGGCUUCCUAAGGUGCUUGGCAGAAGCGAGGCAGGCCCAGGGAGCGGCAGGACCCGGCGGAGUCCGGUUCAGGGUUUUUGCUGAUGAAGCGGAGGGGGUGCUGAGCGGAGAGCCGUCCAGGAUAAGCCCAUCGGAGAGGAAGACGCUUUGGAGGGAAGUUUUUGGGUCUGGUCUUCUGCGGUUUGCUGUGCCUGCUGGCAUCCGUGUGCCGAUCCAGCAGCUGGCACCAGAAGUCUGGAUUUGGGGGACCCCUGCGCAUGGCACUGAGGGCCUGGGCUCCUCCAGGCCAUAGCUGGUCAGCAUCAGCCCCCUGACCAUGGAAUGACCCCGCCGUGACUGCGUGUGUGACACAGGCCCUGCACACACAUGUACACAGCACGCAGGCACGGGCCCUUGGGUCUGAAGAGCCAGAGCCUCUGCUCCACACCCAGAGGGUGCCUGAGCUCCCCCACUGGCACAGGGGGAAGGAAGAGAGGAGGUUUGCUCACCCUUCCUGCUGCCCAGGCUGUCCCCUUCUGCUGACAGCCUGCAGGGCCUGCACCCUCUUUCCUCCACACGACUUAUCUCUGGGGGGGCUCUGAGUGCACCCAGGUCAGCCCCCCAGGGCAAAGUGCCAUCCUUCACACCCCAGGGCAGGGUCCACCCAGUGCCAUGCUAGAGCUGGUCUCAAGAACCCUGCCCUCACCCCCCACUCCCCGCCCCCGUGAGUGUCUCCUCGAGCUUUUCAUGGGCCUGGUGGGCGCAUUUACACCACGGGAGUCAGCAAACACUACACCAAGGCUUUUCCACCGAGGGCCAGUUGUUAAAUACCACACAGAAGGGAUCAGGACUGCCCUGGCACCCCCACCCUCCCUCCCAUUUCUCCACUGGGCUCCAUCUUGGAGGGGAGAGAAGUGGGGGAUGCUCUGCCAUCCCUUUUCUGGGUUCCUGCGUCGUGGGACUAUAGGCCUCAGCCUCCUGGGGUGUGGGACUGUUGAGGUCAGGGUUGGGGACAGGUCCUGAAGGAGAGCUGAAGUUAGAGCUGAGGAAACACAGCCAGCUGAGGACAUCAAGACCCUCAUGCUCAUUCCUCCUUGAGGCAGAGGUAUAUCAAAGAUGGCCCUGAAGGGCUGGGCAUGUGCCAGUCUGUGUACCUGUAAAUGUGUGUGCCUGUGCAUGAGUGCAUUGCACAUGUGAGUGUGUGUAUAUAUAUGUAUGCACAUGUGUGUCUGAGUGAACGUAUUUGCAUGUGCACUUGUGAGUGUUUGCAUGUGUGUGGCUAUGAGGGGGCGCUGCACACAGAUGUGAGGAAAUAGGGUCACUUCCCCAGGAACCCCGGCUGCCCCCUCUUCCUGCCCCCACCUCCUGCCCCGGGAGAGGCCCCAGCUCCAUAAAGAGGGCCCGGAGCCCUGAAUGCCCCUGUUGUUCCAUUCCACACCUGCCCACGCUGCCUCCCAGGCCUGUUCCAGAAGGAGGGGGCCAAAAGCAUCAGAUACUCAAGGGUCUUCUGCCUCCAAACUACCCAGGAGCAGGUCCCAUCCCCCGCCCCUAUGACCAACAUGAGCUGGAGCUUCUUGACGCGGCUGCUGGAAGAGAUCCACAACCACUCCACGUUCGUGGGCAAGGUAUGGCUCACGGUGCUCGUGGUCUUCCGCAUCGUGCUCACGGCGGUGGGCGGUGAGUCCAUCUACUCCGACGAGCAGACCAAGUUCACGUGCAACACGCGGCAGCCGGGCUGCGACAACGUCUGCUACGACGCCUUUGCACCCUUGUCCCACGUGCGCUUCUGGGUUUUCCAGAUUGUGGUCAUCUCCACGCCCUCCGUAAUGUACCUGGGCUAUGCUGUGCACCGCCUGGCCCGCGCCUCACAGGACGAGCGCCGCCGCGCCUCACGCCGCCGACAAGGCCGCCUCGCGCCCCGUGCACCCCUGCCCCCACCGCCCCACCCAGGCUGGCCCGAGCCAACAGACCUGGGCGAAGAGGAGCCCAUGCUGGGCCUGGGUGAAGAGGACGAGGAUCCGGGCGCGGCCGAGGGCCUGGGCGAAGAUGAUGAGGCUGAGGACGUGGGUGCCGCCAAGGGCGCAGGAGGGGACACAAAGGCGACCGGGGUCCCAGGCCCGGCAGGUCAGCAUGACGGGCGGCGGCGCAUCCAGCGCGAGGGGCUAAUGCGCGUGUACGUUGCCCAGCUGGUGGCGCGGGCCGCCUUCGAGGUGGCCUUCCUGGUGGGCCAGUACCUGCUGUAUGGUUUCGAGGUGCGGCCCUUCUUCGCGUGCAGCCGCCAGCCCUGCCCGCACGUGGUCGACUGCUUCGUGUCGAGACCCACUGAGAAGACGGUCUUCCUGCUGGUCAUGUACGUGGUCAGCUGCCUCUGCCUGGUGCUCAACCUCUGUGAGAUGGCGCACCUGGGCCUGGGCAGCGCGCAAGACGCUGUGCGCAGCCGCCACCCCCUGCCCACCACCCCUGGCCCCAUGCCUCGCCAGCAGCCCUGUGGUCUCCCCGCCGCGCCUUCGGGCCUGGCCUGCCCGCCAGACUACAGCCUGGUGGUGCGCGCGGCUGAGCGCGCACGCACCCACGAUCAGGACCUGGCCAACCUGGCGCUGCAGGCGCUGCAGGACCGGCGGUCACUUGGGGACCUCGACAGCCCACCAGGCCCUGGCCUUCCAGCAACCGCCCGGGGGCCCCCGAGGGCCGGUGCCCCUGCCUCCGGGUCGGGCAGUGCCACGUCGGGGGGCACUGCCGGGGGCCAGGGCCGGCCAGGGGCCAAACCCAGGAUGGGCUCUGAGAAGGGCAGUGCGAGCAGCAGCAGGGAGGGUAAGACCACCGUGUGGAUCUGAGGCCUGCAUUGGUUGCUGUUCCUCCUCCCUCCGCACCAGGGCCGAGGUGGAGGGCUCUGGAGGAAGUCUAGGGUCUGGACACCGCCUAAGGGGCAGAGCACAACCUACCCUCCUCCUCCCCCUCAGGUGGCUGCUCUCCACCUCGAGAGGGGGCGGAGGGCACCAGCCUGCUCUGCAUCACUGCCCCUCCCUGCCUGAGCCCCAUCUUCAUCCAGGAUAGGGUGGGGAAGGUAGGCCUGGGAAUCACGAAUGGUCCCCAGCUCUGGUCCAUAAGCCCUGAUGGGUAGGUGGGACUGUGGCUGGGGCAUUUCCACCCUCCCAGAGCCACCCUGGCCACCUCAGGACAAGGCUGCCCUCCAGGAGAGAGCUCCACCCGCUCCUGCCCCGCUUUCCCGGCAGUAGCCCAUGUGCGAUUGCCCAGGGAUGCUUGGCCUGGGUCUUGGGGAGUACUGUGCUUGUCCACAGUACUCCCUGCCCAGCAAAUGGGGCUCUUUUCCUAGCACCCACACUCUUCUAGCCCAGGUUCUUGUUCUUGCAGAGAUGGAAGCAAUGCCAGGUCUUCCUUAUACAGAAGGGAAAACAGAGACCACAGUGGGCAGAGGCCCCUGCGCCCAGCCCUGGUCUGUACCACCUCCUGCCUCACCCCCACUAGGCCCCAAGCAUGAGCUGCCUCGAGUGCCAGUGGACCUGCACCCUGCUUCCUGUUCCCUGCCCAGGCAGAUCUGGGGCUCAGGCCCUGCAUGGGCCCCAGGGUGGAUGGGACCAUGCCCUCUCCAGCUCCUGUGCUGGCCUGGCGUGGCCCCUUCCUCUGGGACAUACUUCAAGUUCUGAAAAGACAUCGGUCCCCCUUACCACUCAGACCAACAGGAUGGUGGUGAGGGGCUAUGGCUUUGCCCAUGCUAGGGGAAGGCGCUCUGAGGCUCCCACCACAGCCUCUUCCCUCCAGCCCCCUGUCCAAUUCAGACACAGCCUCCAAAGGGAGUGAAAUAAAACUAACUUUUG